This is a messenger RNA of Desarmillaria tabescens, 1500 nucleotides long. Its product is annotated as WD40-repeat-containing domain protein. The transcript has 11 exons. Lineage: Eukaryota; Fungi; Basidiomycota; Agaricomycetes; Agaricales; Physalacriaceae. The coding region runs from base 1 to 1500 and encodes 499 amino acids. Gene Ontology annotation, molecular function: protein binding. The record is from RefSeq and is a predicted model, not a curated record. Gene Ontology annotation, cellular component: mRNA cleavage and polyadenylation specificity factor complex.
AUGUCUCUGCCUAUUCUUCUACCAAAGAGUGCGCUACCUCAGCCAAACACCUUUUACCUCUGCAAACCACCUCCGGUUGAUGACGCCAAGGUUCAAGAGCAAGAACUAGCAAAUAGCCGACAGAUGUUAGAUGGCAAAAUCAUCAAGAAGACACGGCCAAGGAAGACUGUAGAUUACUAUGGAGGGAUGGCACAGAUGCGGAAAUUGCGCCCCAAUUCUACCUACGUGCCUCAGUUGCGGCCAACACCACCAUAUAUCAUUAACUUAUUACCCCCCAAAGCAUAUCCGGACAUUCAUCUACAAUCCUUGUGUACAAAAUUCAUCCAUACUUCAACAAAUAAAAUUCGUUGUCCCGUGAACAUCGUGACGUGGACGCCCGAAGGGAGACGCAGGUUCACUCUUUGGAAUGGACUCACAUUCAAUUUCGAAACCAUCCUUCAAGCCCACGAUAGCGCUAUCUGUACCUUCAGUUUCACGCACUCAGGCGCAUAUUUGGUGUCAGCAGACAAGAGUGGUGUCAUCAAAUACUUCGAGCCCAACAUGAACAACUUGACAGCAUGGCAAGGAUCUAACUCACGAGAAGCUAUACGUGGUAUCAGCUUCAGUCCAGAUGAUCGUCGGUUUGCGACAGCUAGCGAUGACUCUAGUGUUCGUAUAUGGUCUUUCGCAGAGAGCCGAGUGGAGAGUGUUCUAACUGGGCACGGUUGGGAUGUAAAAUGUGUCCAGUGGCAUCCGUCUAAAGGCUUGCUUGUUUCUGGAAGUAAAGACAACCAGAUAAAAUUCUGGGAUCCUCGAACGGGUACCGUCCUGUCUACAUUACACCAACAUAAGAACACUAUUCAAGCGCUAGCUUGGUCACCCAACGGUAACAUGGUUGCCAGUGCUUCUCGGGACCAAACCGUUCGUGUCUUCGAUAUCCGCGCCAUGAAAGAAUUCCGGAUACUCAAAGGACACAAGAAAGAAGUUUGCUCCGUCGCCUGGCAUCCCAUACAUCCCAUCCUUGUCUCUGGAGGCUCUGAAGGUGCCGUUCUUCACUGGGACCUAGGUGCCGAAGACGAAACACUGAGUCAACCCCACACGACUCAAAUGUAUGGUCCAUGGCCUUCCAUCCUCUCGGCCAUCUCCUCGUCACCGCAUCCAAUGACCACACCACCCCGAUUUUGGUGCCGUGAGCGCCCUGGUGAUGCCUCUUCUGUCUUCUCCGGGGGCGGAGAGAAGCCACCAGAAAUUAUCGAUACUAGUGGUCAGGAUGAGGAAGACGACGCAAUGGUGCCCGGCUUCAGUUAUGGGUGGAACCGGGAGUGGUGGGGCAAAGAGGAGGAAGGAGAUCGCACUAAAACUAAUUGGGACAAUGGAGGAGAUGACGAUUUCAUCCCUGGAAUUGGUGGCGGACCUCCACCCCCACCUAGACUACCCCCGCCACAAGAAGAUUCAUACGGCCUCGGUGGGGAUGAAUGGGGUCGGAAUAGCCGCGGUGGAGGUGGAUUGGGACAGGGGUGA